Messenger RNA from Cavia porcellus (domestic guinea pig), 1007 nucleotides. It is a transcript of the gene Leng1, whose product is annotated as leukocyte receptor cluster member 1. Lineage: Eukaryota; Metazoa; Chordata; Mammalia; Rodentia; Caviidae. The record is from RefSeq and is a predicted model, not a curated record. The transcript is spliced from 4 exons. Bases 145 to 927 code for a protein of 260 amino acids.
AUCAUGUCUCGCUGCAAAACGAGGGCGUGUACUAAUUAGCCCAAAGCCAAUCCGUGGCUGAGACAAGAGCAACAGGGCGGGGACAUCUGCCCAAUAGGAAGCGCUUGAAGGCGGGCCUGACAGUCUGUGGACGGCUACGGCGCCAUGAACAUCUUGCCAAAGAAGAGCUGGCAUGUCCGAAACAAGGACAAUGUCGCUCGCGUACGCCGUGACGAGGCGCAGGCCCGGGAGGAAGAGAAGGAGCGCGAACGCAGGGUGCUGCUUGCUGAGCAAGAGGCCCGCACAGAAUUCCUACGGAAGAAAGCCAGACAGCAGAAUGCGCUGCCUGCACUGGACAUCGCAGAGCCUGGAGCUCCAGAUUCUGGUCCAGUGAACCUGCUUCGGGAGCUGCUGGUGGAAGGCAAGGGGGUGACCACUGGAAACAAAGAGUACGAGGAAGAAAAGCGGCAGGAGAAAGAGAGGCAGGAGAAAGCGCUGGGCAUCCUUACCUAUCUGGGCCAGAGCGCCGCAGAGGCACAGACACAGCCCCCCUGGUACCAGCUCCCCCCACAGCGAGGGGCCCCCCAGCCAGAGCAGGCCCCAGACGAGAAGAUCAAGAGCCGCCUAGACCCCAUGCGGGAGAUGCAGAAGCAUUUGCGGAGGAAGAGGACGCACAGUGGGGAGGGGGGCGGCCCAGUGCAGAAGGAGCGGAAGGAGUCACUGCGGCCCAAGGGGCCCCCAUCGCUGGACCAGCUCCGAGCUGAGCGCCUCCGGCGGGAAGCAGCAGAGAGGGCCCGUGCAGAGGCCCUACUGGCCAAGGCCCAGGGAUGUAUGCCCCAGGAAGGUGAGCCUGAGGAGACUGACGACCGGCACCGGCGAUACAACUCACAGUUCAACCCCCAGCUGGCACGACGCCCCCGCCGGCAGGACACCCCUCCUGCACGCUGACCCCCAGGGUAACAGCAGAGGCUGCCACAGCCAGCCAUCAUAUAAAACUAUUUAUUCAUAAAUAUUUUCCAAAAUGAAAA